Molecule: messenger RNA, 342 nt
Organism: Paracoccidioides lutzii Pb01
Exons: 2
Coding region: 1-342 (113 amino acids)
Source: RefSeq, a predicted model, not a curated record
AUGGCGUCCCUUCCACAGCUGUCGCAUACGAAUCACCGUGAGGGGAACAAGAGGGUAGGUAUCAUUCGGCUGUGGCUGCGUACAGUAGAAGAGGGCAACGUAUGGCAGUGCGAUGGGCAGGUGGGCUCAGCUUCUCCGGUUAUAUUCAAGGCCACCCUCCCCUCACCUGCCUACCAAGGGCCCACUACGUCGCACCCCUCCGGGGCUGCAGAUGCUGCUGUGGCAUCGGGCUGGUUCGGCUGCACGCAUUCCCCUCCCUUGUCUCCGAAGCGUAGACACACCGCGGCUCGACGAUUCCGCGGGCGCAGGAUCAAGACGGCACCAUCCCUGCAAGGGGGAUAA